GACGUCAGUAGAUCUCAUUCACAAGUACGAGCCGUAUAUAUAAGCUCUUCGAGGCGCUCAUAAGUAGAAGCUACUUACGAAAAAGUUCAUUAAUUAAACUUUUUAAGAGGCAAACUUAACGAAUACACUCAAGAAGAAGAAGAAAGGACAAGCUUCAAGAGUCUUACAACUUUUGUCAGUGUGAUUUUUUCCCCCACAUCUAACAAGCUACCCGGAACAAAGGACUCACCGUUUUGAAUUAAUCUGUAACUGGGAUACGAUUUUUUUGGUCCUCCAACCACUUUGACGUGUGUUCACCUGUCGCACAAGCUUUAUGUAUUUGGAUUUAACCUUCUACUUCAGCCGUCCUACUAUGGUCAUAAUGGAGGUCCCGACCAUCGACUGUGCGUCCCUCCGCGGCUCGUUGGAGGGCGACGUCCCCAGCUGCCUGGUGCUGGACUGCCGCUCCUUCCUCUCCUUCAACUCGUCCCACAUAUCGGGCUCCACCAACGUGCGCUUUAGCACCAUUGUCCGCAGGAGGGCCAGGGGAGGUCUAGGACUUGAGCACAUUGUCCCCAACGAGGACACAAGAAGCAGGCUUAUUUCAGGAGAGUAUGAGUCGGUAGUGCUGCUUGAUGACCGCAGUUUGGAUUUAAGCCAGGCGAAGAAGGACGGGACUUUGGUGCUUGCUGUCACGGCUCUGUGUCGCGAUCCAUGUGGAGCCAGGGUCUUUAUUCUGAAAGGUGGUUUUGAAACAUUUUCCUCAGAGUAUCCAGAGAUGUGUACCAAACCCUCCCCUCCACAGGGGCUUAGUUUGCCCCUAAGCUCGAGCCAUCCAGGAAGCGCAGAUCCAAGCUGUAGUCCAUGCAAUACUCCUCUAUAUGACCAGGGAGGCCCUGUGGAGAUCUUACCUUUCCUGUACCUUGGCAGUGCUUACCAUGCUUCAAGAAAAGACAUGCUGGACAUGUUAGGUAUCACUGCUCUAAUCAACGUCUCUGCCAACUGCCCCAACCACUUUGAAGACUCCUUCCAGUAUAAGAGCAUCCCUGUUGAGGACAACCACAAAGCCGAUAUCAGCUCGUGGUUCAACGAGGCAAUCGAGUUUAUCGAUUCUGUAAGAAAUAAAGGAGGUCGAGUUUUUGUGCACUGUCAAGCUGGCAUCUCCCGCUCCGCCACAAUUUGCCUGGCCUACCUCAUGAGGACAAACCGCGUUAAGCUGGACGAGGCAUUUGAGUUCGUCAAGCAGCGCCGCAGCAUAAUCUCCCCAAACUUCAGCUUUAUGGGUCAGCUCCUCCAGUUCGAGUCACAGGUCCUGGCAACGUCGACCUGCUCCUCAGAGGCUGGCAGCCCGGCCAUGGGCAACAGCAGCACUGUCUUUAACUUCCCAGUCUCCAUCCCUGUACACACCUCUGCUGGUCAGCUCUCGUUCCUCCACAGUCCCAUCACCACCUCUCCAAGCUGCUGAGAAGGAGAAUCUAACACAGACUUUAUUUGAACUUGAACCGCACCAGAACACUAUGCUGAUCAUAAACCAUUCAAUGGUUCAGUGGUGAUAUUGGUAUCACCGUAUAUUAUGGGAGCUGUUGUUAGGGUCAGAUCAUUUGACCCUGCCAGGGAAAUUUCUGAACGUUAGUUUCGUCAUUUCAAUGGGAGAUGUAAAACUACCACCAGGCAGUAUUCUAGUUUUACCUCCUAAAUGUGAAAUUCAUCCACACAUUUAGAUGGCUUUAGGAAUGGCUGAAAAAGAAGUAGAGUUUAUUCCCGAAGUUUGAAGUACCUGAAUGUUCUUUAUUCUAAAGGACGUUUUAUUUAUGAAGGCAACUGCUGUCGAUAAUCAGAAUCAUUAAGAAGCAAACAAAGAGUAGAGGGCCUACAGUUGUCUCAGGAAAGUUAACUUAACCCCUCUAAUGUCCACUCUGCUUUCUGUAGUGGUUUAAGAAAGCAAUCUAUGGCGUGAAGAUUACCCCUUCAUGUCACGAUCAAUGAAUGUAUCCCCCUGUUUUCAGAGCAGAUGUAACACAGAUCCUCAUGUUCACUUUGAGAGUUGAAUGGGUUGCAAAAUCAGAAGCAAAAACCUGCCUUUCAAGACAUCAUGGAACCUUGACGAUCCUGACACUCUGGGGAAACGGACCAUUAAAUACCUCAUGUUUCUGUACUGUGUGCUGCAGUGCUGAGAUGACAGAACCCUGCAACUAAAAAGUGGGAAAUGUGGUCUUCAGCAGCUGCAUUCUGACAUAUUUAUUGAACUAAAGUAAUAUAUUUCUUUAUCAUAUCUAUUUUUUGCAUAAUGUUUGUUUAUAUGUUGUUUUUAUACUGUUGAAUAAAUCGCAUUUGACUUUCGUAAA
This is a messenger RNA of Notolabrus celidotus (New Zealand spotty), 2324 nucleotides long. RefSeq names its product dual specificity phosphatase 1 (gene dusp1). Gene Ontology annotation, molecular function: protein tyrosine/threonine phosphatase activity; MAP kinase tyrosine/serine/threonine phosphatase activity. The record is from RefSeq and is a predicted model, not a curated record. Gene Ontology annotation, cellular component: nucleus; cytoplasm. The transcript has 4 exons. Bases 314 to 1444 code for a protein of 376 amino acids. Gene Ontology annotation, biological process: negative regulation of p38MAPK cascade; protein dephosphorylation; endoderm formation. Lineage: Eukaryota; Metazoa; Chordata; Actinopteri; Labriformes; Labridae.